This is a messenger RNA of Neurospora tetraspora, 2121 nucleotides long. RefSeq lists its product as uncharacterized. The record is from RefSeq and is a predicted model, not a curated record. Lineage: Eukaryota; Fungi; Ascomycota; Sordariomycetes; Sordariales; Sordariaceae. The transcript has a single exon. The coding region runs from base 152 to 1906 and encodes 584 amino acids.
CAGAUUCACCUGUCGAUACCUACAGGAGCAGUUUCACCCAUCGAGUGAACCAGACAAAGCAAUACCGCGUCAAAGAGAUACCUAGCUUUUCUGCAGGGAUCACUGUAAGCCAGUACCCGAGACAGCUUCACCACUUCCUCUCCAACCUACGAUGCUCGACGAAAACUUUCCCACCUUCCGCUCCCGCCCGUCUCCGGACAACCCACUCUCUUCCAUCCUCUUCUUCACACAGAACGGCGCCGACCCUAGCCCCGAGUACAUCCUCCGACGGGCCGACCCGGCCCUCCCGGCCUCGCGCAGCAAGUACGCCGCCGCCCUCUGCGGUCCGUUGAACGCCGACGUCGUCUACGCCGAAGUCCUCGUCACCCCAGAAUGGUCGCAACCCACUGUCUCGGGCGCCGAGAUGCGCGCCCAGGCACUGAACGGCGCGCCGCCUGCCCCCGCGACGGCGCUGGUCCCGGAAGCCUUUGCCAUUCAGCUGUACAACCCGGACUCGACCGUCGCGAUCAAGAUGGUGCCGGGCACGUGGAACAAGACUGACUCGUGGGAGUUUGAGCUGCCGGUCCAGACGUUCAAGCAGCCCUCGGCCAGCGAGCUUGACAGGGAGAACGGAGGACUGCCACCGCCGGACUUGAUGCCGAGGGUCAUGUUCAGGUGGAAGAAGGACAGCAAGUUGAGCAAGGAUAUGACGUUGUACAUGUGUGGAAAGAACCUGGGAGGGAGGAGGAACAAAGAGCCGGAUAUCACGAUUGCCAUGUUCAAGACUACGACGCGCAAAGAUGGGGAGAGCGUGGUUACUGUCUACCAGCCGAAUCUGCACCGGGUAGAGGUGGAGGAUCGGAAAGGGCUGGAGCUGGUGCUGUUGCUGGGAGCCGAGGUGAUCAAGGACUUGUAUCUGUCUCCAAAGGCCGAUGUGUUCAAUGUCGGAGGAGGGGGCUCUCCCGUCGGAGUUGCAGGCAGGAGGAAGAACUCGAAACCUACCAGCACGCCACCAGGAGUGCCCAUUAUGUCUGGUGCUGUGGCGGCUAAUGGUGGUCCAUCAGGGGCGGGAGGACAGUUUAUUGCUGCGAACGCGAUCCGGCAUCCAGAUACUACACCCGUCAGUGCUUCAGGUGCGGCAAAACCUGCGUCAUCAAAGGCAGAUAUCGAUGCCGAAACGCAACGAUUAAAAGCCAUGGUUGAGCGCGAGGAGCACGAGCGGCAAAAGCGGGAAAGGCAAGAGCGUGAGAGGCGUGAACAAGAAGAGCAACAGCGCAUCAAGAGGAUGCUCGAAGAGGAAGAACAGCGCGAACGUCAACGAAGAGAAGCAGAGAUAGCGGCCGAGACGGAACGCUUACGGAGAGAAUAUGGAAUGGAAGGGCAGGAACUCCCGUCGAUCGUCCACUCUCCUACAGCUCCUCAGAACGGAGGGACGUUCAGUAGCAGCCCUGCCCUCCCGCCACGGCAAACCUUCCAAAACACACAACCUCCGCCGCACCUCUUCCAACAGCCAAGCCAGGGCCAGCUGUCACCAACGACCACCUGGGGCGCCACACCCUCCCUGCCUCCGCGGCCCCUUAGUGCCGGUCCGCCGGGGGCUCAUCAUGGGAGCGGGAGUCAUAACAGCAGCAGCAGGCCAGGGCCGUUCCACUGUGAUAAGCUGAAUAAGGUGUGGAACGGCGUCGUGGUGCCAGCUCUUGAUCGUGGCUCUGGAACUCCGGGACCUGGUAGUUCGGGGAGGAGGCGCAGUAGUGGUGCGCCGUACUUGUCGGCGGAUCAGAAUGGCAGUGGGAGGUAUGGGUAUAGCCAGAGUUCUGUUGGUCUGUCUGGCGGGAAUGGGAGCUCGAGUGCGAGGGAUAGGGAAAGAGAAAGGGAAAGGGAAGAAAGGAACAGGAAGAUUGCGAAGAAAAAGAGUGCGCAUUGGUAGGUGUCUUGAGAGGGGUAUUGACACGGGAGGUGUUGGAGCAUAUCAGGCGUGGUUCCAUAUAUGCAUUAUCAUUUGAAAGGAGUUGGUUGGCGUAUCGUAGCAUAUUUUACCUAUUUAGAGAAUGGUCUGGCUUGGUGAGGAUGGAUUUAUUUGCGGAGGGUUCGACAUCAUUUUAGCAUAGCGGAAGACAGAUGCUAUUAAAGACCUUAACUUUG